Messenger RNA from Suncus etruscus (white-toothed pygmy shrew), 729 nucleotides. It is a transcript of the gene HELT, whose product is annotated as helt bHLH transcription factor. The coding region runs from base 1 to 729 and encodes 242 amino acids. Gene Ontology annotation, biological process: anterior/posterior pattern specification; regulation of neurogenesis; regulation of transcription by RNA polymerase II. NCBI's taxonomy places the organism in Eukaryota, Metazoa, Chordata, Mammalia, Eulipotyphla, Soricidae. The transcript has 4 exons. The record is from RefSeq and is a predicted model, not a curated record. Gene Ontology annotation, cellular component: nucleus. Gene Ontology annotation, molecular function: RNA polymerase II cis-regulatory region sequence-specific DNA binding; DNA-binding transcription factor activity, RNA polymerase II-specific; protein dimerization activity.
AUGUCAGAGAAACUCAGGGAACGCAAAAGGACUCCUGUUUCCCACAAAGUGAUAGAGAAACGGAGAAGGGACCGGAUUAACCGUUGCUUGAACGAACUGGGCAAGACGGUGCCCAUGGCGUUGGCAAAACAGAGUUCCGGAAAGCUGGAGAAGGCGGAGAUCCUCGAGAUGACGGUUCAGUACCUGAGAGCUCUGCAUUCUGCAGAUUUUCCGCGGGGAAGGGAAAAAGGUGAGCGCCUUGCGGAGUUUGCCAACUACUUCCACUAUGGCUACCACGAGUGCAUGAAGAACCUGGUGCAUUAUCUCACCACGGUGGAGCGGAUGGAGACCAAGGACACCAAGUACGCGCGCAUCCUCGCCUUCUUGCAGUCCAAGGCCCGUCUAGGAGCAGAAACUGCUUUCCAGCCUCUAGCUACCCUCCCGGAGCCUGAUUUCUCCCAUCAGUUGCACGCAGCAGGGCCAGAACUUGGAGGUCACUGCCCGGGAGAGGCCUCCGUGUUUCCCCAGGGCGCGGCAGCAGGGCCUUUCCCCUGGCAGCACGGCGCAGCGCGCAGCCCAGCAAUGCCCUACCUGCCCAGCGCUCCCGUGCCACUACCCAGCCCGGCGCAGCAGCACAGCCCCUUCCUGGCUCCGGUGCAGGGCCUGGACCGGCAUUACCUUAACCUGAUCGGCCAUGCCCACCCCGGCGCCCUCAAUCUGCACGCCCCCCAGCAUCCCCCGGUGCUCUGA